UUUCCUGCACCCAUUGAUUAGAAACGAUUCAAACUCGCAUCCCGUCUUGCGGGAAAGCAAAACCAACACACAUUAUUUAGGCAACGAUUAUUUAUGAUAUAGGCCUAUUGUUUUUUAUUUAUUAUUGUGUCUUACUGAAUAGACUAAUAUCAACAUAAACCAAGCGAUGACUGUCAUGUGCACACAUGUAUUAUCAGUUUUAUGGUUGUCACUCGGUCAAGGUCCACGCUCCUGAUGCGAGUAGCAAGACUGGAUUUAUUUCCUUUGGGCAAAGAUCUGACUCAAACAAAUUCCGUUAUUAAAGGGGAUAAUUUACGAUACUGAUUACUGUUCUACUCUAGAAUGGAAGCCCUCUGGCACUGGAAGGAGGUGGACGCACUGAAACGAAGAGAACUUUGAUUGCCGAAAAUAUGGAUAGACGCAUGGAUUUGUUCAAAUGAAUGACACGAAAGACAAGUCCUUCACAAUCAUGUCAUUUCAGACCAACUAACGUGGAGUGUUCAUAGGAAUACGCAUAUUUGUGAGCUGAAUCGCCCGUUUAAAAGGUGAAGGGGGAAAAAACCAUCUCACGGAUAUUUCCUGUCACAGGGAAAUGUACUCUACCGUAUAAUUUUCGUUUUGAAAGUCAAGUAAAUGUUGUAAUUUACAUGCAGUGGCCUAUAAACAUUAUAUGUCACUAUAGUUUACUGAGUUGAACGAAAACUGUCAGUAUGUCGGCGGUAAUGAUGACACGGAAAGUACGAAAAUGGGAAAAGCUCCCAGGGAAAAACACUUUCUGCUGUGAUGGACGCGUAAUGAUGGCCCGGCAGAAAGGCGUCUUCUAUCUAACCUUAUUUCUCAUCGUUGGCACCUGCUCCCUGUUCUUCGCAUUCGAGUGCCCAUACCUGGCAAUCCACCUGUCCCCUGCCAUCCCGGUCUUCGCUAUCCUCCUCUUCUUUUUUGUCAUGGCCAUGCUGCUGAGGACCAGCUUCAGUGACCCGGGCGUGUUGCCGCGCGCACUCCCCGAGGAGGCCACCUUCAUCGAGAUGGAGAUCGAGGCGACCAAUGGGAACGUCCCGGCCGGGCAGCGGCCUCCACCUCGGAUCCGCAACGUCCAAAUCAAUGGGCAGAUUGUCAAACUGAAGUACUGCUACACCUGCAAGAUCUUCCGACCACCUCGUGCCUCACACUGCAGUAUAUGUGACAACUGUGUGGAUCGUUUUGACCAUCACUGCCCAUGGGUGGGCAACUGUGUGGGCAAGAGGAACUACCGUUACUUCUACCUGUUCACCCUCUCCCUGUCUCUGCUCACCAUCUACAUAUUCACCUUCAAUAUCGUACACGUGGUGAUGCGCUCGGUGAACUCUGGAUUUGUGAAGACACUACAGGACACACCUGGGACUGUGCUGGAAGUGCUGGUGUGUUUCUUCACCUUGUGGUCAGUGGUGGGACUGACAGGCUUCCAUACUUACCUGAUCUCCCUCAACCAGACCACCAAUGAGGAUAUCAAAGGCUCGUGGUCUGGAAAGAACCGGGUGCAGAACCCCUACAGCCACAAGAACAUCAUCAAUAACUGCUGUGAAGUGCUGUGUGGGCCUGCAUACCCCAGUGUCUUGGACAGAAGAGGGCUGAUGCGGGAUGAUUUGCCUGUUCCCACAUCCGCUGCCGAGCCUGCCACCAACAGCAAUCCAGUGCCACAGACCACAAAAACUACAGCUCCACUCAUCCCCAACGAGCACACCCCUGACGACGCCAAGCUCAGCAUCGCAGACUCUGCCAACGCUCAUGCAGAGAAAAUAAGCCCCUCCCCCAGAGAGGAGAAGCUGCCCAGUCUACCCAAAUCCUCGCCGACUCCCACCAAAGUCCCGCCCUUGGCCUCACCUGAAACUGACGCGGAGGCCUCAUUUAUUGCCAAGGAUAAGGCACUCUAGCUUCAUGGUUGGGGUUUUUCCUUGCCCUUCCCACAGUCCGUCACAACCUUUCCCUAAAGCGCUCUGUCUGGACCUGUGAGGGAGACACUUUAAUCAGCUUCUUAUGAGCUAUAUGAGUGAAGCAUCUGCUUGUAAUGAGUGGAGAAAAACUGCAAGGCUCUGACUCCCUGCUCAUUCCACCAGAUAUGCAGAGUUGGUGCCCCCACCAAAACUGCACCCCCCCUAAGUUAGUGACUGCAGGACUGCUUGAUUGACAUUCACACUCCAGGAGGAUGGUAGCUCGGCACCUUUCUCCCCCUGAACAUUGCAUGGAAAAACACAGAUAAUGGGGAAACUGGGAACUGUGAACCCACUGGAUGCAGAUGACUGUAUAUCCUGGGUAGUGUGAGGCUGAAGGGGUCCUAAAAUACCCAGGCGCCUCUGGAUCGUGGCUACCUGUGGACUCUGAUUGAUUGUUAAUGCUACUGUUUCUCUGUCUUUUGUUUUAUAGCUGUGAUGAUUUUUUUAAUGUUAAGAAGUCAGUUGUAAAAUACUUAGCAUUGCAAAAUAUCUGACAAAUACACUUAUUGUAAAGCCUCUAACACAUCCACACUAUUAGUCUGUUCUCAGAACCACACCGAUCAGGCCCCAAUGCAAUCCAUGGGAAGCUGGGCAGUUGGCACAACAGCUAUUAGGAUGAUGAGGAAAUAAGGACUGACAGCUAGUUUAGGGUGUGUUGAACAGGUAAACAUGGCAGAGAAGGGAAACACUAACCAUCGUUUAUGGUUGCGGUAAAGAGGCAACCUUUUUGUCUCUUCAGUAAGGGAUUCUAAUGAACAUCUCUAGAAAUGUUGAGAUUAAGGUGCCUUGGCUACUAUCCUUCCAUUUUUAGACUGUCAGACACACACACACACACACACACACACACACACACACACACACACACACACACCAGGGUUGGGGCCGUCAUUAUACAUUCAGUCAAUUCAGAGGGUAAACUGAAAGGAAAAAAAGGUUGAACGAUCUUCUGAAAUGGCAGGCCGUUUCCAGGGGUACCCUCAGAGUUCCUGUAUCUAGCAUUAGAAGCAGCCACUUUGGUGCGUCCCAGAGGGUGUGUCCCAGAGGGGGGGUGUGUCAUUGUUGGGGGCAUUUUCAUUUCAAUUCAGUCCAUUCAGAAAGUAAACUGAAAUUCCUUUUCCAAGUUUUAAAAAAAAUCUGAGGAAUUUCCAUUGACCCUCUGAAUUGACUUAAUUUAUAAUUACAGCCCCAACCUGUAUGUGAGAGAGAGACAGAAGGUCUGAUUGCUGUUGACAGUAGACACUAGUUACAGUGCCUUAUCAAAAAGCUGCGCUGUCACAUGCAACUAUAACUAAGGUUGUCUAGCUACAGAGACCCUUAGACUCCAGUUCAUGACUCAGCACUCCAAAUCGUACAUGCCAACUGUAAAUAACAUCCUUUUUUAUACAGUUACCAAUGAGACUUAGAGACAGCAGAAAAUGAAGUAAAGCCAUUGUUUAAAUGUAAAUAAUAUAUGUAGGUGUUGAGAAAACUAUUGGGUCUAUUGCUGAUGAAAAGGGAAGAUUGAGAGAAGAGAACCAGGUUGUCUCUGUUUUUGAGUGUAUGUGGCCAGUGUUAGAUAUUUGCCUGUGAAUGAACAUCCACCCUGCUUCGUGCAAGUCAUUCAACUUUUUAAUUUUUCCUCUUUAGCUUCCACUGUCAACUUGGUGCCCUUUCUCCUUAUCAUCCACCUAUUGCUGAGGACAGCUUUCAUUAUCUCCAUUCCUCUUCCUCUCUGUGUUUCCCAAGGAAGAUAUUCAGUACACCAGCCAUCUGUGGCGGGCUCAUUAUCAAACUGGAAAAGUGAGACGGCAGCUGCUUUCUCUCUUCUCUUUCUCAUCUGUUCAUUUCACACCAAACGGAGCGGAGGAUUGAGGGUUUGUGAGAGGCGGGCAAGGUGUGAGGAUUUCAGCUGCUUUUCAACUAGGCUAGGAUUCACAAAAGAUGGUCAGUGAGAAUUGGGUGAUAUGUUAAACUGCUACUGGUUGACAAUAGAGAGUUUGUAUUACUCAUUGUGUUGUAUGUAAGGCAGAGUAAUUGUGCUGUAUACUUAUAUAGAAACUCGAGUAUAACAAUGUUGAGUCUUUCUGCCAACUGAUAGGCCCAAGAUGAUAAUUUAUACAUGAAUAGAAUAAUACUUUAGAAAUCUGAUUUAAUUCAUAUAAAGGAUUGCAGCGCUACUGUAUAUGGCCAAGCAGUAUGUUUAAACUUCUGUUCAUUUCACAAAUAUUCUCCGUUCCAGUGUAUUUGAAUUAGGAAUGUGAGUAGGGGAGUUACUAGUUGUUACAAUUUACACUCAAUAACAUUACAACAGUAACCCAGACUUUAUCCUGAUUUGAACUAUGAGUAAACACAACCAUCUAGGCCCUUGCAGUGUUUUUAUCACUAUUUAAUUGUGCUCAGAAGGUGUAGGGUAAGGUUUCCCUACACGCAGAUCUUGAAUCAGAAUUUUACUCACUAAUGGUUAGGAUUGGGGGACGGGAAGCUGAUCCUAAAUCUGUACCGAGGGGAGAUUUCACCCCAGAGCUGCCGAUAAUGUAAACUGCCUUUUGAAACAGACAACAAAGGGAUGUUUUAAUCAAAUAGUGGUAUACAUUAUUUUCUGAAUUUCUAUGUAUGCAAUUGUGAGAAGGCCUUUCAGGAAAUGUCUUCUAUUUUAAUCAUUUUUUCCCCAAAAACUUUUUUUCAUCUUUCCGAGCAGUUCUUAGGCUUACCCUCAAACCAAUCUUCCUAUCAAUUGAAGUUGAAAGUUUUUGUCCCUGAAUAGUUUUUUGGUUCUGGACAGUUGUAAAGAUUCUCUCUCAAUAGAUAAUUCCCUGCUGUACUGCUUCAAUGGAGAGUGAGACUGUACUUGUGAUUGUGAUUAACAAAUGAAAAGGGGAAUGUUCAUGUUAAAGUUUAAGCUGGUUGAAAGCUAAUUGAAUGGAUCGGAGCCUUUUACUAUAUGCUAUCUCUAUGGGCAUAUAGUAAUAUUACAUACAAUGACCUGAGGUGUUUGGAAUUGUUUAUCUCAAUGUUGAGUAAACGUUUGGAUGUAUGAUUUGGAUUUAUGUUACCUGUGUACUACGAGGGUCUCCGAUCUGAAGGCUCUGAUCUAGACAUGACAGUACAUAAUGCAUACAGUACAGAUACAAUACCACUGAUGGAAUUAUAUUUAUGUUCACUUUGUUUAGUAAUAGCACUGUGAUUAUUUAUAUUUCAUGAUAUUUCCCUCACUUUUUACACGAUUGAUUGGUGUAUCUGGUAAUUAAAUUAUUGUCUUAUUAAUAA
Messenger RNA from Salvelinus fontinalis (brook trout), 5216 nucleotides. Its product is annotated as palmitoyltransferase ZDHHC9-like. The transcript is spliced from 9 exons. Gene Ontology annotation, molecular function: protein-cysteine S-palmitoyltransferase activity. The coding region runs from base 711 to 1910 and encodes 399 amino acids. Lineage: Eukaryota; Metazoa; Chordata; Actinopteri; Salmoniformes; Salmonidae. Gene Ontology annotation, cellular component: endoplasmic reticulum; Golgi apparatus. The record is from RefSeq and is a predicted model, not a curated record. Gene Ontology annotation, biological process: protein targeting to membrane; peptidyl-L-cysteine S-palmitoylation.